UUCCAGGGCCUUGUUUACAACACGAGAAAACAGCCUGUACUUGUACAGUGGCAACUGACCUGUAGGAAGUGAGGCAAGAGCUCCAGAGCACAAUCAGACUAUUGUGAUGUUUAGUUUCACUCUGCUGAGUACCAUCAUCACAUGUGAGGAUGUCCUGAGGUUACUGUGUGUGUGUGUGUGUGUGUCCCAGUGAAAGACGAGAAACGGGCAUGAAUAGAGACGAGAAAGGAGGUGGAGUGGGGGAAACUUGGAGCAAGUUGUACUGUGAGGGAGAGCGGACAGAGAGGAGGAAGCCACUAUCUGCAAAAUGCAGAGGAAACAAAGAUAGGGACUGUGCUGGACGUCCAGAUACAACAAAAAAAGGAACUUUUAAAGCUUGUAUCGUGACAGCCAUGGAUGUUUUUUUAAUGUGAGGAACUGGAGGCCGGAUCAAAAAGGAACAGAGACGAGUAUGUGCAGAAUCUAAGGCAUGGACUCGCUAACCUUUGACCCGCCUGCUCAAAGCAAAAUGGACGGGCUAACUGCUGUCCUUGUCCGCGGCUUUAAAUGUCCUCUGCCAUGGCGAAGCGUGAGGCUGGGAGCACCAGUCCUGUGGUGCGGCAGAUAGACAAGCAGUUUCUGGUCUGCAGCAUCUGUCUGGAUCACUACCGCAACCCCAAGGUGCUGCCCUGUCUACACACCUUCUGUGAAAGUUGCCUGCAGAACUACAUUCCCCCAGAGUCUCUGACGCUCUCGUGUCCGGUGUGCCGGCAGACGUCCAUCCUGCCCGAGAAAGGAGUGUGUGCUCUGCAGAACAACUUCUUCAUCACUAAUCUCAUGGAGGUCCUCCAGCGAGACCCCGAGUGCUCGAGACCAGAAUCCUGCAGCGUCCUGGAGUCGGUCAGUGCCGCCGCUGCAGGGAAACCUCUCUGCUGCCCGAACCACGACGGCAAGGUGAUGGAGUUCUACUGCGAGUCCUGUGAGACUGCCAUGUGUCUGGAGUGCACCGAGGGCGAGCACAGGGAGCACGUGACCGUCCCUCUGCGGGACGUCGUGGAACAGCACAAGGAGGCGCUGAAGACACAGCUGGACGCGAUACACAGCAGGCUCCCUCAGCUCGCGGCAGCCAUCGAGCUGGUGAGCGAGAUCUCGCGCCAGCUCAACGACAGGAAGACCGGGGCGGUCGCGGAGAUCACCGGCACGUUUGAGGAGCUGGAGCGAGCGCUGCAUCAGCGCAAGGCGGCGCUCAUCGCGGACCUGGAGAGCAUCUGCAGCAGCAAGCAGAAGGUGCUGCAGGCCCAGCUGUCGUCUCUGCUGCAGGGGAAGGAGCACAUUGAGAGCAGCUGCAGCUUCACAGAGCAGGCUCUCAGCCACGGCAGUGCCACUGAGGUGCUGCUGGUUCAGAAGCAGAUGAGCGAGCGGGUCACGGCGCUGGCUCGACACGAAUUCCCAGAGAGACCACAUCAGAACGCACACCUGGAUUGUCAGGUGGAGACUGAAGGCCUGCGACGCUCCAUCCAAAACCUUGGCGUCCUCCUCACCACAGCGGCUGUAGCUCACACCUCCGUCGCCACGGGAGAGGGCCUGCGCCACGCAGCGACCGGGCAGCACCACACUGUUACCGUGACAACAAAAGACAAGGACGGGGACCUGGUGCGGACAGGAAAUGCCGUUUUAAAAGCAGAGAUCACGUCUUCUGACGGAAACCGAGCUGCAGAGACUGAGAUAACGGACAAUAAGAACGGAACGUAUGAGGUGGGCUACACGGUGCGCUCUGAGGGAGAGUAUGCGUUCACCCUGCUGCUGUACGGCCAGCCCAUCCGCGGCAGCCCGUUCCGGCUGCGGGCGGUGAAGCCCUCCGAUGUGCCGCAGUCUCCAGAUGACGUGAAGAGGCGGGUGAAGUCCCCCAGUGGGACGGGGGGCCACAUACGGCAGAAAGCAGUGCGACGGCCGUCCAGCAUGUACAGCACCACCAAGAAGAAGGAGAACCCCAUUGAAGAUGAGCUCAUCUACAGAGUGGGUUCCCGGGGCAGAGAGAAAGGGGAGUUCACCAAUCUGCAGGGAAUCUCUGCUUCCAGUAACGGCAGAGUGGUGGUGGCUGACAGCAACAACCAGUGCAUACAGGUUUUCUCCAACGACGGCCAGUUCAAAAUGCGCUUUGGCGUCAGGGGUCGGUCUCCGGGGCAACUGCAAAGGCCCACGGGUGUCACCGUGGACAUGAACGGUGACAUCGUGGUGGCCGACUACGACAAUCGAUGGGUCAGCAUCUUCUCCUCUGACGGCAAGUUUAAGAAUAAGAUUGGCGCAGGCCGACUCAUGGGGCCUAAAGGAGUCGCCGUGGAUAAGAACGGACACAUCAUCACUGUGGACAACAAGGCCUGCUGCGUCUUCAUCUUCCAGUCCAAUGGGAAGCUUGUGACUAAGUUCGGGGGCCGAGGGACGGCGGACAGACAGUUUGCAGACAAACUUGGCCCAAACUUAAAUAAAUCUGGCUCGGUUUUCAGUCCUCAUUUUGUUGCAGUCAACAACAAAAAUGAAAUAAUUGUGACUGAUUUUCACAAUCACUCUGUGAAGGUGUACAGUGCAGAUGGAGAGUUCUUGUUCAAAUUUGGUUCUCAUGGUGAAGGCAACGGGCAGUUCAACGCUCCCACUGGUGUGGCAGUAGAUGCCAAUGGAAACAUCAUCGUUGCUGAUUGGGGAAACAGCCGAAUACAGGUGUUUGACAGCACCGGCUCCUUCUUAUCCUACAUCAACACAUCAGCGGACCCUCUGUACGGCCCACAGGGCCUCGCCCUCACCUCGGACGGACACGUGGCCGUCGCCGACUCCGGCAAUCACUGCUUUAAGGUUUACAGAUAUCUGCAGUAGAGCCAAAGGGAAGACGUCGCCGAACACCAACCCGUGUCACGGAAUGUCACGCAGAGCUGCAGUUUCACACAUUCAUGUCUGUGCAUACUGAAUACAACAUGUCAUAUUCAGAGCUGAAUUCAAAGAAAUAUAAGAAAAAUUAUCUUAAUGAGAAAAAAAACCCCAAAGACGCAAGCCAGCUGUGCCAAAAUUCAUAAGCAAACAACCUGUAAUUUGAUAUUUUCCAAUCCAAUCCCUCAGAUUAGAUUAUCAGUUAAACUGUCGUGCUGUUUACCAAACGACAAAUGCCAAUCAAAACAGUCUUGUUGAUACACAGCAGACGAGCAACAGCAGCCAAACCAGCAACUUACAAUCAAUGAGCCAAAGACACAGAAGUUUGCUUGUUUGUUAAUUAAUUAAUUAAUUUGAUGUCACCUUAAUUGUGCACUAGAGCUGAAACAUUGUGAUUUUAAGGUUUCACACAGUUAAAUAACAGGCCUUUUUGUUUGUGUGUCAGUUCUAAGUGAAGCACCGGAGUCCUUUCUGGGACUCGAGACUGCACAGUGAAUCAAAGCUGCAUAAUGAUGACAUUCUUAGUGGCCCUAAAAAUGAUUUUCGGAUGAUUUAUAGUAUAUGCCGUUUUUUUUUUGUUGUCAUCCAAAGUCAUCAAAGAAGCACAACAGUGAUGUCCACUUCUUCUAAGCUCUCUCUCUAUUAUUAACCAAAACAGACUCCUUAUCAUACGAUAAUCCAGUUCCUGCACUUUCACAUCAACACAAUAUAGUUGUACAUAUGCAUAUAAUUUUAAAAUGUGUAUAUACCGAUUUGAUGUCCAUGUUAUUCCACUAUCUAUAGCCUCCGUAUUCCAACACGUUUCAACACUGGAGUAUAAACUAAUACAGUAGAGCGUCAUACCACGUACAACAGCCAACAAACAUCAAUGGAACAAUGUUGUAUGCACAUUACUUGCUGUAUUUUUUUUUUUUCUCUCAAAAGGAUUUAAUUUAUGUUUGAUUUUCUUUUCUACAUAAUUUGUUCUACAAAUUAUUUUUCUAAUUGGUGCAUUUUGAACUUGUCUCCUCUUUGCCAAACACCAUUUGUACAUAUAUGCCUUGUAACUUGAUGCCCAUGUCUUUACAUUAGUACUUUUGCUGUUGCACAUAACACAAAUAUUAUAAGAGUUCUAUAGUUUGCAAGAGUAAUAUAUGCCUGUGUAUAGUUAUCAUUAAUCAUAAUCAGAAAAGUGCUCUGUAAAUUACACAAUCGUAUUCUUGCUGUUGCCGAAAAGCGAAUUAUCAUGACUUCUCCAGUGGUUUCAUUCAUUUGCUUCGUAAUUCUGUGUUUUUUGGCCGUUUCUUGUGUGGCUUCAAGAGAAAACCAACACCAGCUUUACAAUGAAACGGUCUCUCCCUUAUUAGUGAUCUGAUAUUUUGCUUUUCCUCUACUUUUGACCACCGUCUCAUGCCUGUGUUGAAAAUAAAGGAAGCACAUUUAAAUUCAAUCGCCAUCAUGGGGUGAACUACAAAGAAGUAAGCACUAUGUAAUCACGGCAACGGUAUGAUUGUAAAUAUUAAAAGAAAAAAACUGUU
Messenger RNA from Solea senegalensis (Senegalese sole), 4415 nucleotides. RefSeq names its product tripartite motif containing 3b (gene trim3b). Gene Ontology annotation, biological process: protein polyubiquitination; proteasome-mediated ubiquitin-dependent protein catabolic process; negative regulation of translation. NCBI's taxonomy places the organism in Eukaryota, Metazoa, Chordata, Actinopteri, Pleuronectiformes, Soleidae. Gene Ontology annotation, molecular function: zinc ion binding; translation repressor activity; ubiquitin protein ligase activity. The record is from RefSeq and is a predicted model, not a curated record. Bases 547 to 2847 code for a protein of 766 amino acids. The transcript is spliced from 18 exons.